CUCCGGGCUCCUUGGUUCACGCUACAUUCCUGUCAAACAGGUCUGUCAACUUGAACGAAGGAUACUGCUAUGCUACGUACGCUCGACAUAUUGAUUUAAAUCCAUUCAAUUGAAGAUCGAAUGCAAUGUGAAUCUACCAUAAAAAAUAAAGUUGAGAUGAGUUGUCAAGUUAGCAAGCCUGAAUGCUGCAACUUCUAACCACAAAUUUAAGUGCCAGUGCGAGCGGGCCGGCGUCGCCGGGCGAGGAUGCGGGAAGAUGGCGACGACGGAGUUAAAUCCGGCGAAGCGCGUCAACAUUUCACGCGGUGAUGAUUCGGCAGAGAAGGCGGACGAGUCACAUGCAACGGCGACGUCAUGCCGGCAGACCGAGUGCUAUCAAUUUCGCGCCAUUGAUUUACUGCACUAUGCAUUUUCAGUCAGUUUCUUUUUCGUGGACCUAGCAACAGACAGCAUUGUAUGUGUGGAAUACCUUUUGCAAGGCCACUCAUCAUGGGGAUGCUUUACAAUGGUUUUCAUCAUCUUACCCGCUUGUGUUACUCAACUAUUUAGUUUGAGAUGGCAUCGUAGUGAUGGUUCCUUGCAGACUGUUCAUUGGUUAUCACAUUUCUUACUUCUCGGCUUUUUGCACAGGUACUUGACCUUGUUUUAUGCUGCAAUGUAUUCUUUAAGAAAUAAGUCGAGCUUUAGCAGAGACAGAAAUUGGGUGUACCGGCAAGAAAGCGACAUAUGUAUGUUACAUUUGUUCCAAUCCUUUAUGGGAGCUGCUCCACAGUUGAUAUUGCAACUGUAUGUUAUCGCGAUGUUACAUCAUGCUCCACUUUGGACGAGUCUUUCCGCCGUAGCUUCUUUUUGUUCUCUGACAUGGGCUGUGAGUACAUAUAUGAGGGCAAUGCACAAUAUCAAUCGCGAACGCAACAACGCGACCUGGAUCGCACUCGCUCUUCAGACUUUUUGGCGCGGUGGUAUGCUGCUUUCCAGAAUCGGAGUCUUGGUGUUGGCGGCUGUUUUUUUGAAAGCUUGGUUCUUUUUGUUCCUAGGUUUGCAUUGGUUAUUCAUGACGAUUUGGGUGAUUCUGCAGAAGACUGAAUUUUGCCCGACCGUGUGGGAGGAGCGCAUCUACAACUGCAUCAUCGGACUGAUAUACUGCUUUGACUUCUUCAACUUGUGCGAGGGCAAGUCGCGUUACCGCGUGUUUGUUUUUUACUCGGUGUUCAUCGUGCAGAAUCUGAUCUUUUUGACCAUGUACGCGCUGCGUUUCCAAGGCACGAUCGCGGAUACUGUGAUGGUCACGAUAGCGAGUUUGAUAUGCAGCAGUAUGUUUAUUGGUCUGAUGAGCAUGCUGCUAUACUACGGCGAGUAUCAUCCGUCGAGAAUGGCAGCGAGAGCCUCGCGGAAUGUUAAUGAGCAUUCGGCAAAAGUUGACACUCCUAGAUCAUUCAAGCUAUUCCAUCGCGGCUCUCUUGCGUCGCUGCACCACUCUAUCGACAUCUCGCCGAGGAUUGAAAAGAUGGCCACUGAUAAGCAAUCCCUGCUCAGGAAUAUCGCGCAAAUGUCUGAUUGCACUGAGGAAGGUAUUAUCAAUCGCAACUACAGCUUGGAGAACAAAUCAAACGCGAGCAGCAGCGUGCGCAUCUCCACCGAGUGUGAGAGGCCGCACAGUCGCGUCGGUGCUGGUAAACAUAAGGAUGAGGUGUUGCUGAAAGACAAUUUGGACAACGCGCUCGUCGGCAGUGCGCCACUGAGUUGCCCGUAUCCCGGCUUAGCCGAUAUUGAUUCAUCCCGGAAACGUCGCGGCAUUUACGAACAUGAUAUCACGCCGCAAUUGGAUUGGUACGCACCGGACAUACUGAACAUCGACCUGGACCGGCUCGGCAAUCUCGAUCACGGUGAAUGGAACAACUCACUCUCGUUGGACACUUGCGGUAAAGUGAUCGAUGUGCUGGACAUUAUCAAGAAUAGAGGAAAGCUGACAACCCCAACGUCGCUAGAGAGUGGCAGAAUUUUCGACAUAGAGAAGCAGCAGCGGGACGAGACGAUGAGCUGCGUGACGUCGAUUCACGAUUAUGAGAACGUGUGUCCGCUGGGAAUUGCUCGGCCGCCGUGGUGUAUCCGCAGUUGGAAGGGCUACACGGACAUCGAGACGUAUAUUCAUGACGACAGCGUGGUGCGCGAUCGGCGACGCGACACUUUAACAAGCACAACUGGCACGACGUACAGCUCGGAAUAUUCCGACGGCAUAAUUUCGCGCGGAGCGUUGAAAGAACAGGAUGAUUACGCGGAUGCUUUGACUUACGAUUUGGUGGAAUCUAAGGAUGCUAAAGUGUCCUACAGCGACGAUUCGUUCUCUGCGUCCACUGUGGACGAUCGGAACGCCAAUUUGUUCGUUGCCAAGCCGGUGGUGAUCGACGACCGAGGCGGCAUGCUUGCGUUGGACACGAUACUGGAGGAGCGCGACGAUUCAGGAUCGUCGGACGAGUUUCAGCGCGGAAUGGAGCCACUACGCAACUCCGCGAGCACCCUGGUGAGUACAAUUGAUCAGAUUAGGCGGUACACAGCGGAAAAUUCACCGCGACACGUCUAUCACACUACCGGGGCUCAAUGGGAAGACCUGAAUCCGAAGAACUUGAUGGCACGAGCGCAUUUUGCCAAAGUUCUGUUUGACAACGAUCUUAGAAACGCCUCUGCGACGACCAGUCCGGCUGGUUUGACCGCGCAGGACGCCGAGAAGCGCGAGAUAGACGCGAUCCGGGAGGUUGUGCGGUGUUGCGCGAUAGAAUCUAUUAAGAAGACGCCGCUAAUAGAGGCCAUUCUGUCGGACUCGCCGAUCCUCGGCAGUAGAGCGAGCAAACUCGCAAGGCAGAUCACGUUCGCGGAUCGCAAGGACGACUUUGACGUGAACGAGAGCGACCUUUACGUGGAGAUGAGUCCCCUGGUAUCCGUUGAGAACGGUGAGAACUCGAGCCAAACCAAGCUCGUCGAUGCGAAAGCAGUCGAAACGGAGAUCACCAAGAGAAGUAAUCCACCCGCGAUAUCGAAGAAAUCACCGGACAAAGAGAACUUGGCGCCGAUUUUGCCGAGUAACAAUAGGCGGAUCAGCAAUAUGAGGUAUGAUAACAGUGAUAAUAACGACAGACGUGCUUGGACGAUCGAAAGAGACGAUAAGUAUGAUAGGUCUAUGUGCAAUGUGCGUUUUAAUUUGAAGGAGAAGAGACACUUGUUCCUAGAGCAGGUGCUCUCGCCGGUUCCAAAACUCUGGAACAAACUGGGGUCAUCUUCUACUGGAGGAGGACCAUCCUCUGACAAGGGUAAGGAAUGGCAAAUGGAGCUACUGAUGGAAAAAUUGCGCUCUAAGGCUUCCACGUUCAAGCCUUUGGUGGAAACUGCCAAAACCAUGCGUAUGGCCAUGUUGGACAAGCGAUUUGCAAUUGACAGCAUAGAGAAGAAUCAGUUGCAGAAAUGUUUGGACACUCUACAGCAUUCCAUCAAAGUUACUUCUUUCCAAUCCAUGGUAGAACGUCUGGAAAGCUUAGCGAGACAGUUAGGAUUAAAGUUUAUGAUGUCUGGCACAGAAAUAUUCAUAUCCUCUGAUAUGUUCUUCUUGGAAGUGCUAUUAGAGCCGUCAGGGCUUGUCAGAGAUGUUAAAAUCCAUCAUGAGGGAAAAAAUGAGCAACAAAGCUGUGAAGCGCUUGCAUCGGCCCUGUCGCGCGGAGACUUUAUUGAUUUCACCACGCAGCUGGAAGGAUUCGCAUCGAUUUAUCAGUUAAACGCUGAUAAGAAAGUCAAAUGCAAAGCAUUCUGCGCCCUGCAAUCACUCGAAGUUGACUUGGGUGUUCUCGCACAACUGCAAACAUUUAUGAAAGAACCAUUCAAUUUAGUUCACAAGAGUCCUGUUGGAAUUCUGGAAAGAAGAAGAGGCGGUCAUCCAAUGAAAUUAACAUAUUUUGUCUCGCCAUACGAUUUGAUAGAUGAGGAAAAUCGAACUUACGAUAUCUUGAAUCCCGACACCAUUAUUAAACGGAAGAUUGGCUAUUCGGUAACCGUUUGUAUGGAAGGCUCAACGGGUCACAAGCUGCCCACGUCCAAUAUUAUAACUGUAAAUAGGAGUCCUACGGGAAAGAGCACACCUUCAUAUGCUCCGCUGACUAGUACAAAUUCCUCCAUGUUGCCCGCCUGUUUCGUGCUGAAACUCGGCAAAAAGAUGCCGAUCUGCAUGGAAUUGAUGAGGAGAAUACAAAAAGUCACUGAACUCGAAUGCGGUGACGUCUCUGCGCCGCAUCCACUGCUUAGCUUGAUAAUACAGCAUGCGAGCGACGGCCAGCUGGACUGUCGCAACAACAGAGGCUUAUACGUGACUCUGCCGGAUCAGCAGCAUUGCUAUUUUAUGACUGAGAACAAGAACAUGGAAGGCGUUCUGGUAUGCAGUAUUCCAUUUACGCACCCCGCGCACGUACCGCAGAUACUGGUGUAUCUGCGGCAACAGGCAUUGUUCAACUGUCUGAUUGCAAGCUGCGUACGUCCAAUGGCGCGUCAGGAUCCGGAGCAUACCACUAUACUUGAGGUAAGCGCUCUGUCGUGGCAACACAUCAGCGUGAGCGUGGAACAUCCGUACGAAGAGACGAUGGUUACCGCGGAACUGGAUUUGACAGACAUAUCAGCGCUCAAGUGCCGAUUAUAUGGUAUGAGCGUAACGACAAGCGUGGAACAGACAUCGGAUCUCGGCGGCAGGAUUUUGCAACGCUGUCUCAGCAUACCGUUGACUCUGCGCACGUUGCUGAAGAUCUGGGAAGGCAAUUCUCUACCGGCGAUGAUGAACAAUUUGACCGGUAACGUUGGCGGUGGCGCCGGCAACGGAAACUAUAACCUCAAUCUGGGUGCGGGCGGUAAGGAUCAGACCGGACAAAACGGCACUGCAUCUGGCAUGCCGGACUUUACGAAUGGCGAGACGAAGGUGAAGCAGGAGCCCGGUUUGAAUAACGGUAGCAACGGGUGCAUGGGAGGCAGACAAACACAGCAGCAACAGCAGCAAUCGUCGUCGCAUCAGUUACAACAGCAGUCUUUUUUAGAUGCCGGAACGGAAAGUAGUAUCGGUUUUCCGUCGUAUUCCGGCCAAUCCGAUACGACGACUGUGGUGACGGGUGUUACGACAAACAGCACCGCCGCCUCCAUGCUGAACCCGUUGCAGCUUGGCGCGCUGCUAGGGCAGACGAAGAAUUCAUUGACAGGUAAUUCAAACUCGAACGAGCGUGGCAAAAAGACGCGCAAGAGAAAGACGGGCACGGCGGACGGUCUUUGGCGGAGUCCGAAGCGGAAAGGUGACAGUAGUGACACCGCGGAGAUUCUACUGGAGAGUUCGAGCUCAGAAAAUUCUACACCAUUGGGCACGCCCACGAGCGGCCGAGAGAAUCUCACAUCAGAGACGAGAACGUCAACACCGACCUCGGCUAUCAGUUUGGCGAGCGGCGUGGACUUUUCGAAUUUGGAUAGUGCGGAUAUUCUCGGAACGGAUAAGAGCGCCUCCGAUUAUGAUCUCGACAACUCGGAGAAAGACAGCGAGAUUAUGGAGGUGCAGCAUAGUGGUGCGGAACAGCAGUCGCAACAGCAACAACAGCCGCAACAGCCACAACAACAACAACAACAACAACAACAACAACAACAACAACAACAACAAGAUGUAGAGGAGUUGUUGAAAGUACGCGAGUCGUUGUCGACGCGUAAAUCAAAGAAGAGUCGCAGUGGCGGCGAUGAGAAGAAGUCGAGUCCAACGAACAUAUUUGUCGACGAGACCUCAACGUCCAGUAGUAGCAGCAAGAAUCUACCGGUGCCGCCGUCAGUAAGUAUUACGCCAAUCUCAUGCGGUAACUUGGAUCAAACGAGCACCGCCAACUAUAAUUCCGUUCUGACGGGCAUGGGUUUGGAAAGGAGGCCGGGCAUCGAAAUCAUACCCAUUGCUUCGUCGCCGUCGCAGACUAAUCUGCCAAGUUCAAUUACCAUCACACCGAUCACAGGGCCGGCGCCUUCGCCGAAGACCGGCGUUCUGACGAGCGCGACCGAGGAACGUCAGCGGAGCGAGCGAAAGAGCAGCUCUGGAAAGAGCAGCAGUAGCGGCGGUGGCGGUAGCAAGAACGGCUCCGAAGAUAACAACAAGAGCAGCAGUAAUAAGUUGGAGAAGCGGCGCAAGCGCAAACGAGAGGACGGGCCGAUGGGUCCACCGGACAAGGUUCCGCCCGGAGGUAAACAGCAGCAGCAAGACGCGCUCUCCAAGCCGGUGUCAGUGAGUAUCAAGCCGAGCACCGAGCAGUCGCCGCCGAGUCUGAGCUGCUCAUCGUCGCGGCCAACCUCACCCGCAGCUGUGCGAAAAUUCAGUCCAUCGCCGACGCACACGAGCACACUCGUCACACUUGUAGGCAAGUCCAGUCCAACCAUGAAAGCUACCCAAUCAGCGACAACGGUGACAACAUGCGGUAAACCGGUGCAGAGUCCGAAACACUCGCCUGUCUACGGCAGCAGUCCGAAACACAACGCACCGAAUGUGCCAGUGGUGCCAAUGUCGGUGCCAAUGUCGCUGUCUGUUUCCACAGUGCCCAACACGGUCGGCAGCAUACCAUCUGUGGCAGUCUCUGUGCCGGUACCAGUGCCGGCGAGCGCGAGUCCGAAGCACGGCAGCACCUCGUCGCCGAAACAUGGCAGCUCGGCCGCUAGCAGCGGCAAACCCAGCAUGUCUGCCCUGAAAUCGGCGGCGAAUUCGCCGUCCAGCAAGAGCGGCUCUGACGCAUCAGCGACUCCGUCCAAGAUCAAGUCGUCUUCCUCCUCCUCGAGCAAAGAUUCUUCCGGACGUGGGGACAAAGAAAGAAGAGCGUCGUCUGUCAGUUCCUCCAGCAGCUCGGCCGGCGGCCAUCAGAGCCCCAAGACUAAGUCAUCCUCCAGCGCCAAGCUAAAACAGUUGGAAAUAAUCUCCCCCAGUAGCAGUGAGGCCGUGCAAAUUUCCUUGCAGUCCUCCGGUAACAGUGGCGGCAGCACACCGCCUUCCGGUCAGGCCGACGCGGCCAGUAAAUCCGCGAUCGCGGCCCAGCAAGCGCAGGCGAGAAAUCGGAAAAGCUCUCUCAACGCGGUUAUCGAUAAGCUGAAGAAUGCUCAGCAUUGCACUGAGCCGGACGGUUGCGGUAAUGGUGGCAGCGGCGCAAAGAGCAGCAGCUCUUCCGGAGUCAGCGGUGCUGGCGGAAUCGGCAGCGGUGGAAGCGGCGGACAAAAGGAGAAGAGCAUCGGUAGCUCGUCAUCGUCAUCGUCGUCAUCGUCGUCGUCGUCGUCGUCGUCGUCGUCGUCGUCGUCGAGUGGGAACAAGAUUGUCGCAGAGGGAGGAAAGUCUUCGUGCAUCGCCAAAAAUUCAUCCGUAGAUACGAAGAAUCCCGCGUCCGAAUAUAUGGUGAAGCAUUCGGACGGUACAAAAAUCACCAUCAACAAAACACGUACUAAGGAUUCCAAGCAAUCGACAGCUAGUCUGAAGCUGUCGUCGUCUUCGUCAUCGGUAGUGAUAGCAGCCGCAUCGUCGUCUUCAAGCUCCUCGUCAUCCGCAGCGUCUUCCUCAUCAUCGUCGUCAUCGUCGUCAAGCAACAUGGUUGCCGGCAACAAUGGCUCGCCGAAAACUCACACCGGCCUGAAACCAGGCGUGAAUUCCGGACCGGCGUCCAAGAAACCACAAACACUACAGACUCCACAAAAAUUACUACCCGCGAAGAUGAUGCUCGCCGCCGGCGGAAUAAAGUCCGCUAUGUCUUCCUCGAGCGCGGCGAACACCAGUGCGGGAAUCGCGGGUACAACAUCAACCGGAGGUGUCGGCGGAAAUCCCCUGAAAAGCAGUUCGUCCUCCAAGUCCUCCGGUUCUCCGAAGACUAGCAGUGCCGGGGCGACUGAUCUGAGUCGCGGUCGCGAUAAGCCCAGGAUUCCGAAGUCCAGCGAAAAAGGAAUAUUUGCAUCAAAGGGUCUCGGCGAUGCCCGCAAAUCCAGCCCAUCCGCUCUGCGCGAGGAGAGCGACAGCGAGCGGGCGUUCAAGCUGUUGGCCGCGCAUGCGUCGAUUUCCAGCUUGCCACCGAGUUUACCGCCGCAGCUAGUGAUGGAAGGUCUGAAACAGCUCGACACCAAGUUUCAAAUACCAAAGCUGUCUGCUCGCGCAAAUGUUGCGGACGACAAGAACAAGUCGUCGGACAAGCUGCCGACGAUGUUGUCCGAUUCCGCGAAGCAAACUUUGGACGGUUUAAAGCAGGAAUCAAGCAAGCUCGCUAGUCUGUCCAGUGUCAGCGUGUCGGUAUCCAAGUCGUUGCCGGACGACCAAUCGAGGCGGGAUCACCCGCCGACGAAACUAGACAACUUGUCGAUCUCCACAUCCGCCUCCGGUGCGAUGACUCUGAAUCUUGUCGGCGAAAAUACUGGUGGUCUAAUGCUACCUCCGCAAUCGACCGCCGAUUCGGAUGUGCCUACGAAUCUCUGCAUACAACCGAUAGACAACGAGUCGUCCCGCGACUCUUGCAAGGAUCUGGGGAUGCGACAGACAUCGACCGGCCAGCAGUUUCUCGGUAAGAUCGACGACACAGGUGGCGGAAUUCUAUCCAAAGGCAACGUUUCCGAUCAAGUGUCGUCGUCCUCGAAGCCAUACACGCCGUUGACCAGUUCCGGUGCUUCGACGACACCGUCGAGCGGCGGCUCCAUUGUCGCCGAAAGUUUAAAUCUGAGCACUAAGCCGGCUGACCAGGCCGCUCUACAGGUCAAGUACAAUAAGAUUGUCGCCGAGGAAAGAACAACAACAGACAGCAACAGACGGCAGCAGCAGCAGCAGCAGCAGCAGCAGCAGCAGCAGCAGCAGCAGCAGUGCGGCGCACCGUCAUCCUCAUCUACAUCGUCGUCGUCGUCGUCGUCAUCAUCGUCGUCGUCAUCGUCGUCAUCGUCGUCGUCGUCGUCGAUUUUCUCAUCGCUGGGCGGCGUUACAACCACGUCCGACGCUAACUCGGGCAUCGUUGUGACGUCGUCUGAUGUGGGCGGCAACAGCGGCGAGCAAGAGGCAGCGGCUGCGGCGGAGCUGCUGCUGGACUUUACCGCGACAGGCAAGGAUUCCAUGGCAAAGAGUCACGGUUUGCCGACCUCUUUGGCACACCUGACGACGAUUCCAGAGCGCGCGAUGACGCAGGCGGCACCGGUGGUGCGUCGAAACACACCGCCACCACCACCACCUCCGCCGCCCCUUCCUACUCCAUUUCCGCCCGCUGCUAGUCCGUCCGUCAGCGUGCACAUUGUAAAGAGUCCGGCGCCGAGCCCUCGGGUCAUCCCGCCUUCCCCUCACUCUUCAGCGUCACCCUGCAUCACUGACGACGAGCUUAUGGACGAAGCGUUGGUCGGCAUGGGUAAAUGAAGAUUGCUUAAACUGUAAAGAAGAGAAUAUUCGCUUUUAUUCCUAGACGUUCCAGGACGUUUUAGGAUGAUCCACCGGCGACGGAACAGCCAAGUCAAAUUUCCAACUUUGAAAAUGUAAAACGAAGCCGAGGACACGACAUUUUUUAUCUUUACAUGUAGAGAAAUUAAUCAGGCAUUUUAUGGACCACCCCUAUAUGUUCUUGGCUAUAUCCUCGAUUGUAAACUUGAUGUCGACUCGUCAAAGCCUACCGAGAAUGAAGUAAUCUUUCUUGACGACCGCACAUCCGUCACGAUUCAAGAACGAAGACGUAUUUCAUUCUUCGCGUAUCGCUGAGGUGAUUAGAUCAUUUUCCGCCCCCACCACGGCCAGAGCUGUUUGGAUAGACAGGCUUUGCACUUGGACGACGAAUCCUAAAUCCGAAAAGAAUGCAAGAGUGUGUUCGGUAUUAUUUUCCGGACAACGACAAAUAUGAUCACGAAUCUCAACCGCAUGCGACGAUGAGCGGCGAAACGCACAUUUACACAGACUUCCGGCGUCGUGUGCAUUGAAUGUGCGCUUCAAGAUCGGUUGCACUAAAUGCACAGCUCUUCUACAGCUUGACAUCCGUGUGAGUGGAAUUACAAAGAUUCUUUAUUUCGUAAAGCGCUUAUACAUAGCGGGCGAAACUUGAGGUUCUGAAGAGAAAAAAAAGCCACAAUGGAGUUGCAGUAUUUUAAGCGAUUAUUGACAACGCAAUAUUGUUAUAAAAUAUCAAUGAAAUAUGCGUCAAACAUAUGUUAAAAAAGCGCACCGCACUAAUUUGCUGAUUCCCACCAUGUCUUACUAGUGCAACCGAAACGUGAGAUAUUACUGUGAUCGACCAGUCGAACUGAUUUGAGGCGUAGAACUUCGUAAAUCUUCAUUUCUUCCGCCCGCAACCCCGGCAUCCUUUCAUCAUCUUUCCUAUUUCGAUCCUGAAAGGAUAUCACGCUUCCAGGAUACUCAACGUGUCUCGACGUUAAACGGUCAUUAGCUUCUUGACUCGACGAUGACUCAGCAGUCCGUUUCAGAUCGGUAAGUUUUUCAACACUGCCAAACUGAUUAAUCCUUUUUAAUUUCUCUGUAAAAGAUAAUGCGAAAAAAGAAAGAGAAAUUUAUUGCAUGCAUUAUCCUUCUUUUUUUUAUAUAAAUUUUUUAAACGAUACGUUCGAGUGUACAUAUUAUGAGACAUUUUGCCUUUACAGACAGUUUACCGAGAGAUAUUUUGUGUUAAUUGUAUAAUACGUCGGUACGGACGGUUUUCUUUAAAAUUAUUACUAACGCGAGUAAAUAUGCCAGUUGCGGAAAAUACGCUUUUUACGUUAGAAAUGAGAGCGAUUGAGAAUGUUAAAAAGGCUGUGUUUCGUGAACGCGGAGAAAGAACGUGGAAAAAGUAUCCGCGUAUUGCGACAUGUUUUCCUUCCUCUGCUCCUCCCUUUGAAGUAUGCGUGCGAACGAGGUGCGUCGACUAUAUAAUUAGAUAGAGCGAGUUUUAAGGGCGCGUUCCAAAAUUUUGAUGUACAAGGAAUUUACAAAGCGAAUUUAGUUGGAAUUCAGAUAAUUAAGAGUAAAGAAGAGAUGAAGAAAAAUCGGAAUAAGAAAAUGAGAAUAUUUUUUAUCUGAGAUUAUUUAAACAC
Molecule: messenger RNA, 11055 nt
Organism: Linepithema humile (Argentine ant)
Lineage: Eukaryota; Metazoa; Arthropoda; Insecta; Hymenoptera; Formicidae
Source: RefSeq, a predicted model, not a curated record